AACCGUUCUGUUUUCAUACCAACCGUUUCAUUCUAGCAAGCAUCAAAGUGAUCAAAGUGUAGUCUACUCAAUUUCGUCGAGAAGUGCUGAAAAAUCUUAUAAAUUAAAUGUGUCCAAGUUAAAGGGAAAUGUUCCCAAGUUAAUGGAGAUGUGCCUAGGUGAAUAGUGACAGAAUAAGAAAGGAUAGUGAAAAUAAAAAACAAACCGAAAAAGAAACAAAAUAAUGAAUGAACAAAGUAUUAUUGGUGCUAGAGCAUCAGUUAUGGUCUACGAUGACACUCAAAAGAAGUGGAUACCAUCCGGAACAUCGUCCGGCCUCAGCAAAGUGCAAAUCUAUCACCAUCAACAGAAUAAUACAUUUCGCGUAGUCGGCCGUAAAUUGCAGGACCAUGAAGUCGUUAUCAAUUGUUCCAUUGUCAAAGGACUGAAAUAUAACCAAGCGACAGCAACGUUCCAUCAAUGGCGUGAUUCGAAGUUUGUUUACGGCUUGAAUUUCUCAAGUCAACAAGAUGCGGAAGGUUUUGCCAGAGCUAUGACACAUGCUUUAGAUGUUUUAAGUGGACGAUUGAUAACCGCUGGAAACCCUCAGAUUCCAAAUGGUACGACUUACGAUGAAGAUAUGGGCUAUCGAACAAUGACAAGAGAAGACGCAGCUAUGAUUCAACAACAACAAAUUACGUCUACAGCUCCGCCAGCUCCACAUACACCAACUUCACAAACAAAUCAAAAUAUACCACAAAGUCCACCGACACCACAAGGUCAUCAUCGUACCAGCAGUGCACCGCCUGCACCUCAACCGCCACCAAUGUCUAUGCCGCCACAAGGUUUUGGUUCCCAAACUGGAAUGCUUCCGAUUCAGCCGCAGUACGGUCAAAUGCAUCAACAACAAACACCGCCACAACAAAAUGUUUAUGCCACACAGAGUUCAUACGGAUCAAAUCAGAACAUGUCACAAUACAAUCAGCCCAUAUACGUGUCAUCUAGCUCAAAUCAAAAUCAAAUUCAGCCGCCAUCGAUGCACCUUCAGUCGCAUAAUUCAAACAGUCCCAUUUAUGUAUCAACGAAUCAACAAGCACCAGGUCUACCGAACUCCGUCAGUAAUAAUAGCGUGUAUAACAGUCAACAGCAGCAACAACAACAACCGGCAGUAUAUCCACCAUCGAAUGGCUUACCGAACAACAACAGUAACUAUCCUACUGCAGCUCAGACGUCUGCACCAAUUCCACAAGCUCCACCGUUUCCAAUGAGUAAUGGUGGACCGCCAAUGCCACCAGCAAUGCCAAUUGUUGCAGCAGCAGCUCCUUCAGGUGCUCCACCUCCACCGCCUCCGCCAAUGAGUGGUCUACUUAAUCAAUCGAUUGGAAUGGAUAUGAGUUCAUUAGCGUCACAAUUACAACAAGCUAAGUUAAAACGGAACGCUAAGAAUUCACCUCCUCCAAUGCCUGCUGAAAACAGUGGAAGCAGUACAUCGAGCGGAGGUAGCGGAAAUUAUGGAACAAUCGGCAGAAGUGGAAAUGGAAUGGCAUCUAUGAUGGAUGAAAUGGCAAAAACUUUAGCUAGACGUCGAGAGAAAGCGGAAAAGAAACCGGAGGAACAAAACGACGAUAACGGACGACAACGACCGUGGGAGAAGUCAAACACUCUACCACACAAACUAGGCACCAAUUCGGGAUCGAAUUCGCAAUCGAACAAUAUGAACAACAGUGGUUCGGAAUCACCGAGACCAUCCCGUAAACGAUUUGGCAGUGCCAGUGAAGAAACGAUACUGAAACAAGUUAAUGGUGACGGCGGUUUGUCAUUGGCUAAUCCACAAGAAUUGGACAACUUUAGGGCUGAAAUAAUACGUGAAAUGCGUAUCGAAAUAAACAAAGCAAAACAGGAGAUUUUAGAUGCUAUUAAAAUCGAAUUCAAUCGAAGGUAAGACAACUCCGCGUACGAUGGUGUAUUUGUUACCGCACUAAUUUUACAGUUUGACGUGAUGCGAACGAUCUAUUAUCUAAUAUAUUCAUUGUAAGAAUAUUUAAAUUAAACGAAAUCUACAUCUACAUUUCUAAGGGUAAAUAAAUUUAGUUGUAAUAUGUUUUUCAUUGUAAAACCAAACAAGAUGUGUAGACAGGAAAAGUUUUACACACAACAAUUACACACAGACACAACACAGAAACACAAACACCGUAUGAAUUAAUCAAUUGCAUUUACUCUAUAUCUCUCGAUUGUUUGUUGACAGGUGACAUUAUAAAAACAAAAAACAAAACAAAGAAGGGAAAACGAAUAAGAAAAGGCACAAAACAUUUUAUGGUACAGCAUUAACAUAUAUUAGGUUUGGCUGUGAUAUUUUUUGAAUGAGACGAGUUAUGGUGUAUUUGACUGUUUAUAACCAAUGUUGGGCAAAACCUUGUUAAUUUUGUGUUUGUGCCGUAAAGCGUUAAGAGCAUAUCUUUCUGGAAAAAAUGACUUCUCUUCGUUUCAUCAAAUCUAUAGAAAUUUGAUAGACUUUUAUAUGAACCAGUCUUGCCGUGGUUGGUGAACGGCGUGUGCAUUUCUACUUUUGUAUUUCACAAUAUUGUGCAAUGUGUUAACAUUCCUCUCUUACUUUCCAAUUUUCUAUUCUUCUUCCAAUUCAAUCGUUUUUCUAUUAACAUUUUUACUGCGUAUGUGUUAGCAUUUACCGGGGAUCUUUUUGAUCCGUUGAUCUAACCUGAUGCGGAACGUUCCAAAAUUUGUGUUUGCAUGUUGCGAACCGUUGAUCAUGGAACUAAUGUGUGUAUGCCUUGCUAUUUGAAUCAUUUCAUUCAUAGUAAGGAGACUGUAGCAUACCAGUCUACAAUUCUCCUACUAUCCCGGUUCAAGUACUUUGAGAUGUAUGGACAGCGGAAAUAGGUUUUUAUUCUUAUUAACACUGAUCACGUAGUGUGCCAAUUAAUAGGGUAGUGUGCACCUACCAGCUUUUUCUAUUUAUAUUAGAAUUAGACUUACAAAACGUUGUUACUCGAUAAGCAUUUUCUACUGGCCCCUUUACACUCCAAAAAGAAUUGGAUGGUAGCCGCCUAUCCUAUUGAUUGAUGAUACGACAUGCGGUGGCCUCAUACCAUAUUAAGGUUGUAUUGUGUGGUCAAAUGGUGAUGAGUUUAACGAGAGUUAGUAUCAUAUCGCCGAGUAGCCUGAUUUCUAGAUAUGUAUCGGUGUUGAUGUGAUUUUGACUAAUAGAUAACGGUUUCGAGAAAAAAAUUUCGCCCCCACUCUAUGUGAUUUUGUGCUAGAUCUUUAGGUGAUGCGACGUUUGAAUAGGAAACGAGAAUAUUCGGGAACAAGUUCACUAAUUUAAUUUACUUCGCAAAAUUUUCUUUGAUCUCUAAAGCCAUUGCUGGGAACCAAAUGUACACAGUGUGUACUAACACGUCUAAAUAUUAAAAAUAAUUUUCCAUUUUUUUUCUAUAUAUUUCACUUAACUAAUUGAAAUGACCCGUGAAGCCUUUUUGUAUUAUUAUUUUAGAACUACAAAUUUGUAUUAAGAUUGCUUCUAACUUUUAUUCAACGUUUUGUGCUAACUAUACUCAUAACAAUUGAUUGCUUGGAUUGUUUUAGUUCUCUAAGUUUUUUGUACGAAAGCAUAUUAACAGAAUCGAAGGUAAAAAUUCAAGAAACCCUGCAAGGAACCCCAUCAAUUUUCUUUGACUUUUUAUAGCGCCUAAAAUUACUCCUUUACCGUUUCCAUUUCGUAGUGCCAUAAAAGCAAUUCGUUGCAAAUAAUCACUGAAUCGAAAUGAUGGAUCUUACAAUAGCUCAGUGUAAUAUGCACCUGUGUAGAAACUGUUUGAAGACUGAAAAUAUUUUGUAUUGACGAAACGUAUACAUUUUUUGACCCCAGUUUUGAUGUCUGUAAACGUCAUUUUUUUAAAAAUAUAAACUUACCUCCAACAUUGAACAGUAUAAUUCCGUUUCUUCAGUUUUUACCUUACGUUCUAAAUGGCCACAAUUCGAAGAUCAUUUUUUUAAACCGAGGUUAUUCCAUUUAAACACAAUAAGAAAAAAAUAGUUCGGCAUUUUCACGACUUAUAAAAAAUCCGAAGUGCUAUAGAGAAUCUACUAAAUUUAAGAUCGAUGAUAUAACAAUAAAAAAUAUAUCAAUUUCGAAAUGGGAGAAUAAGAAUAGCUAAUCGAAAUAUUAAGAGAAAUAUUAAAUCAACUGAAAAUAAUGAAACGUAUUCGUUGCAACAUGAAAAUAAAACUGCGAAAAGUUUCAACGUUGAAAGCUGCGCCAUAUACUUAAAAUAUGAUGCAUUCAAAUAAAACUGAUACAUUUUUUAUAACAGAAAAACCGUAAAAAUAGUCAACUCGAAAAUGAAAAAAAAAGAAAAUGGACAAAAAAUGAAAUUAAAUUAAAAAUUUAGUAAGUGUACAGUGUGACGUUGUUAGAAAUGUAAGACGAUUUUUACUCUUGUAUCGUUUAUAUAAAUUGAUAAAUAAGUUUAAAGAAACUACAAAAAAUAAUAAAAAAAAACGAAAAAAAAAAUAAUUUAAAAGAAACGGCGCUGAUAUAUUCGAUGAACAAAAGUACGACUCGUGGAAAUGCCAAUAAAAUAUCCAAAUAAAAAAGUGAGAACUACAGGAAGUGGGAUUCUAAAACCAGUCAAGUUUAACGCACAUUCCUUUAUUUCAUACAUUGUCUGAGUAGUGUCAGUUUUUUGCAGGGACUAUUUUUGGGAAACCGUUUUCCUAUAUGUUCCCAUUAAAUUUAUUCAAUCACGUAAAUGAUAAGAAAAUUAGAAUUAAAUGUUUCAUCCAACGCUUUUCCAUCAGGGAACGUUCCCAUACCAAAUGCUACAUUGUGACGUUGGACUGCGAUACUUAUUCUUUGUAGUAAGAAUUCUUUCGAUCGACUCUCACAAAUCUUCAAUUCGCUUUGCGAUUUCAUUGAUAAACUUAAAACCAUCCUUGCAAAUUGGUCCCAGAGUUUCGACAGCGAAUGGGACAAAAAAAUGUGAUUUUGUCUCUCAAUAAUUUCUUUAUAAAGCCAACGUUUACGAAUUGCUGCUUUUUCUGCAACUCUAUCAAAAUUGUGACAAGAGAUGUCGAUGUAGGAUGGGGCCAAGGUGUCAGAACAAGUUGCAUCCCAUUACAAGAUUUGACCAUUCAGACUCUGGAUGCUUUUUGUUCUUGUUGUUCCUUAAUUUUCUCAAAUGUUCCUACAUUUUUGCAAAUUUUCCCAAAACUAUUUUUUGGGAAAAUUAAGGAAAUUCUGGAAAAGUUAAGAAAAUUUAGAAAAAGAUUUUCCCAAAACACAUUUUUAUAGUCACAAUCCCAUUUGGAUUCAUUCCCAGCCGCUACAAAUAAAAAAUUAUGGGAUCGGUUUGUUGCGAGACUUCGAAGAAGAAAACGGACAGGUCGACUAAACAUUUUUGCCUUCCUUUUUUUCCUCGAGAUCAGAAAAUUAUUAAGAAACUCAGCGAAACUUAAUGCGCCAACUAGCUUUGAAGAGAAUAAGCCUAGCAGUACUACGUAUGAAUGUAAAGAAACCGAAAAUGUCGUUUCCUCAUACUUAAACCUGAAACCAGAAAGUGAACAUACCCAUAAUUUUUGCCAAUAAUUUUUGGCAGAUGUUGAAUGAUGAAAUGUCGGUUGAAAGUCUGAAACUCUUGAAUUUGACUGGCCUCAAGAAUACACUGACUGUAUCUAG
Molecule: messenger RNA, 5674 nt
Organism: Bradysia coprophila
Lineage: Eukaryota; Metazoa; Arthropoda; Insecta; Diptera; Sciaridae
Gene: ena
Product: ENAH actin regulator enabled
Molecular function (GO): SH3 domain binding
Source: RefSeq, a predicted model, not a curated record